GCAACUUAAGCAGUAGACUAGAUAGCAUUAUUCCAGUUUUAUUGGUGCAGCACCCAAAAAACUGUAGCGCAUACCGCAUACCGCCGACUGCAAAGAAACUACCAUAGCAUAGCAUGUAAAAUCACUGUGAAAAAGAGUGGCUUCCGUUCAAGCUCGAAUCUGUGUGUGAAGUGAUUUUUUUCUUUUUUUUUCAAUCGAAAGUUGUGAUUUCUCGUUGUGUUUUUGUGCUGUGAUAAAGCGCGUUAGUAAUUAAGUGCGAGUAAAUGAAAUUGCAUUCGCGUAGUAAAACCGUAGAUAUAGAAAAUAAAUAAAUAAGCAGAGGAGCAAAUAUCGAUUAUAAGCAGAAAAUAUGACAUUCGUGCAACGGUUUGUGUGCGACAGGCAUGGCCGGUAGCAAGCAUACAGCAACAACAACAAUAAUUCAACACAACUGGUGAUUAUAAGUUAAUAGACUGUGACUGACGACAGUUAAAUAUCAAACCAACCAAGCAACCCAGACAUAGUCUCUAUUAAAAUAAAAAUAAACAAAAAUCGUCCAUUUUCACAACACACACGCCAUUAUGGAUUGGAGCUGGGCCAUUGCGGGUGUCAACGAUGAUAUACCACGUACAGCCGGUCCGGAAUGUAUCAACUACAUGACGAAUCGACGCCGCUGGAUUGAAUCCACCAUUUUAAGCGCGAUCUUCAUCUAUCUAAUCUGCUGGGCUGCAAAGCGCAUGGAACCGAUUACAUUGCCGCCAUUGAAGGAAAUCAAUAAGCCACACUCUGCUGUCAGACUCAUGCUAAUGCUAUUGAUGACUUUCGUAUUUGGUGUGGAAAUGGGUUUUAAAUUUGCGAAUAAAAAUAUGAUAUAUGUUUUGAAUCCAUGUCACAUACAAACUUUGGUGCAGAUCUAUCUUUUAGCAGCCAAGCCCAGUAAGACGACCAUAGCAUUAUUUCGCAUACAAAUGAAUAAUUUGAAUGGUCCCUUUUUGGCGUUUCUAUUUCCGGAAGUCGAAUGUCGUACGCUACAUUUUGAACAGGCAACUUAUUGGAUACAGCAUGCGUUAUUAUAUAUAAUACCGGCAUAUAUAUUAAGAACUGGCGCUUAUCAAAUUGAGGACUUACACGACUACAAUUGGACUACUAUCGGCACUGCUACAAUGUUGCUCUAUCAUUUUGCCUUUCUAAGCACUAUGUCGAUGUUUACCGGCAUAAAUCUCAGUCAUAUGCUAUGCGCCGCACUAUCGGAUCCAUUUCAAGGGCAAAAUUAUCGCAUCGCCGCUACGAUACAUGAAAUCUUUCUCUGUCCCAUAUUGAAUAAAACAACGGUACUAAUGUUCAGCAAACCCACGCCAGUGUCCACUGUCAAGAAACUGAGACCCAAAUUCGAAUUACCACUCAAUAGUAGCGCCAAAAACGAUAGACGUCUCUCAAGCGAUAAUCCAUUGCUCACCACAAAGGUCUGCCAACGGCACGGGCAACUAUCAAAAUCAGUACCAACGACACCUACCACCAACAUAGCACCAAACAUCAACAACAGCUCACCAAUAAGUGAAAUCUCAUUAGUGGCCGAAAUGGCGGCCGCAGUGGCUGGUGGUAGUGGACCGAUCACAGUGAUGCGCCGCAUGAAACGUAAUUCCAUUAAUUCAGUCACAAACAAUGCCGAUGAACUGGUGAAUGGUGAAUGCACGUGCGCCACAAACGCUGCCACAGUUGGUGCAUAUGCAAAGCGUGCAACCAAACUAGACUAGUAUAUAACGUUGGUUGCUGAUAGUACUUUGUGGAUACAGCUAAUUAACAUUUCAGGCUCGUAGUGCUGGUAUAGUGUUGAUAUUGGGGGAAAAGCAAUAUAAAAAGUGCGAUUAAUUUGGCAGGUCAAUUGUAUUUGAGACUAAACGGCUAGAAAAUCAAGCGGUCAUGCUUUAAUGUACCUGAGUAUUCCGUAUGCUGAAGAUGACAGAAAAUUCAAAUUCAGAGAGGAAAUUAAAAUUCAAAAUUAUGGUGGCAAUAAAUCUUACACUCUUUUUACAUACAUACAUACAUAAGCGGCUGUAAGUUGUAUAAAUAUGGCGAAUGUGCGCAGUUGAGGGACUGUAAAUACAUUAAUAGAAAACUGUAACUUCGUAAAUUUUCAGAAUAUUGUAGUUGUAUGCAUACACAUACAUACAAGCAUAGCAGUUAAUUUUACUUAUAAUUUUAAAUGUAAACUAAGUAACUUACACACUUCAUUAAUUAUUACACGGCAUCUAAUAGUAACUUAAAAUAAAAAUAAAAUAAAAUUCUCAUGCAAACUACGAAAUUGCAUAAGCAUACAUUAACAAAUUUUUAUAAACAAUUAGGGUUGUUAGCAAAGUUAAUGUAAAACGCUAACUAAAGCAACCAAUUAUUGUAGUCGAUAAAUGCUCAUCAAAAAUUAUACUUAAUAAACGUCACUAAGUUGUUAAGCGAUUCAGCUUUAUAACAGCAAAAAAAUAUGUACAUAUAUAUGUAUAAUUUUUUAGAAAUCUUGUAUCAAUUUUUCUUGCCAAUUAAUGAAAAUGUUAACUAUGCAUGUAGUAUUUAACUAGUGUCCAAUCAAAGCAUAAUAAUGCUUAAUAUUUAGAAUUUGUCUUAAUUUUCAAAGCAAAAUGAAAUGAUUUCAAAAAUUUAUUUCUGUAUGCAUAAAAGUUGUGAUUUCUCAAUUAAUAAUAUGAUUUUAAAAUAUAAACGGUAAAGUCGGAGAUACAUUAUGGAUAAGUUUAGCUUACCGUAAAUUAAAAAAAAUCGUAUAGUGUAUAAAAAAAGUUAGUUAUACCAAACUGAUACUCAAAAUGACUGUAAACUGUUUCCAAAGACAUAUACAUAUAUAACUAUAUAAUAAUAUUAUUACUUAAUAAAAUUCAUAUAAUAAAAACAUAUUUUAAAAACUUAA
Zeugodacus cucurbitae (melon fly) is the source of this 2893-nucleotide messenger RNA. Its product is annotated as transmembrane protein 164. The record is from RefSeq and is a predicted model, not a curated record. The transcript has 5 exons. The coding region runs from base 561 to 1733 and encodes 390 amino acids. NCBI's taxonomy places the organism in Eukaryota, Metazoa, Arthropoda, Insecta, Diptera, Tephritidae.